Molecule: messenger RNA, 966 nt
Organism: Saxophila tyrrhenica
Lineage: Eukaryota; Fungi; Ascomycota; Dothideomycetes; Mycosphaerellales; Extremaceae
Exons: 2
Coding region: 1-966 (321 amino acids)
Source: RefSeq, a predicted model, not a curated record
AUGACGGGAUCGAUGUCUUCGAUGCUCUAUACGCCGCAGAGUGCCCGUGCACGCGCGCCCCAGCCCAGCGCGCCGACUGAAGACGAGAUCAAAGCUGGUGACUCCUGGCACCAUCUGGGAUACCCUGCGUUCGUACGGUGGAUGGCCUCCUCCAACGACUUCUUCGUCUUAAGAAGAUUCUCAAGACUGAGUGCUCGAUGCUUGUUGUACCAGCAAAAUGAAAUUGCGAGACUCGAGAAAGAUUUGGACGAUUGGGAUGAUCUUGCACGGAAAACAGACCCAGACGACCAAGUUGGAAGACUCUCUUCCGAUAGGAUCGAGCAAGAUCCGCUGCAAGAACGCGCUGAGAUCCUCCGACAGCUGAUACCUUUGCUCAAAGCAUACUACGACUCUGUCAACAGUUUCGCUGAAGUCAAAGCGAGGCCGACCGCUCGAAGACACCACAUACGCAACCUGGAAAAUUGGUUCAAAACUUACCCCAAUGCCAUCGAUCCGGAAGAACAGCAUUUCAGGCGAGGAGACCAGUUCCUAGAAGGAGACCUUUUUCCCAUCAUAUCCAAGCAGCAGCCCCCGCUGCGGCUGGCCCUGGGUCAAUGGCGAUGGCUUCGGUUCCAAUUCCAGCUCAGGCCGAGGGAUGAUCGCAUAGGUUCAGACCAGAUCAUAUACACCAGCGAGAAGGGGCUUGACCUUUUUACUAACAUGUUGGUCUUGGUCCUUGGCCUGCUUCUUCUCUUCGCUCCGAUGUGGUGGCUCAACUUCGUGGUUAACGACGUGCAUAGGUUGGCCGUUAUCACCAGCUUCGUUGCGGCCUUCACCGGCGUGGUCUGGGCUGCAGCCGGGCAAAGGCCGUUCGAGAUACUGGCCGCUACGGCAGCAUACGCGGCUGUACUUAUGGUGUUUCUUCAGAGCAACAACAGCCAGAGCAGGUUGGGUGGGAGCAGUGCCGUCAAAGCAAUGGGUAUGUGA